AUGUCUCAGAAGUUGAUCGUCGUCGUCGGCGGCACUGGCAAGCAGGGAGGUUCAGUCGCACGAACUUUCCUCAAUCUCCCAACAUGGCGAGUCCGCAUCACGACCCGCAAUCCUACAUCUCAAGCAGCCACAGAGCUCGCCAAUCUUGGAGCGGAAGUUGUACAAGCAGACCUGAAUGACGCCGCCUCAAUCGAAAAAGCCUUCACCAAUGCCAAUGCCAUCUUCCUCAACACCGAUUACUGGGCUGUCUGGCGGCCAUUGAAAGCAGCGCUCGACGCCGAAGGCAAAUCAUACGAAUCGGCGAGCGAGAAAGCGUAUGAAACUGAAACUGGGCAAGGACGACGAGCUGUCGACGCUGCAGCCAAAGUCCCAUCUCUCGAACGCUUCAUCUUCUCUCCAUUGAUCGACGUCAUCAAAGCAUCCGGUGGAAAAUAUCCUCGAUCGCAGCACGCAAAUGCGAAAGCCUGGAUUGCCAACUACAUCGAGACUGCACAUCCAGAUCUGGCCAAGAAGACGAGUCUCAUCUACCUCGGCGGCUACAACGACAACCCAUCUCUCACACCACGGCCAAACGAAGCUACCGGUCGCUACAUGUUCAUCAUGCCUCUGAAAAACACUUUCCGCAUGCCAAUAAUCGAUCCUAGUAAAUCUACUGGCAAGUUUGUUCGAGCCUUGAUUGAAGAUGAACAGCCUGGGACGAAGCUCCUGGCUUAUGACACUUUCCCCACGAUCAGCGAGAUUGUGAGCAGUUGGAGCAAUGAGAAUGGCAAGGAAGCAGACUUGAUCCCAAUCUCCAUUCAAGCUUUGCACGAAAAGAUGGGAAUGACUUGGGAGCAUCUGGACAUCUUAUCGACUCUUGACGAGACUGGUGACUACAUGGCUGGCGUUGAGGGAUACAUUGAGCCCCAGCAAUUGAAGGCGUCGAAGAUUUGA
This is a messenger RNA of Zasmidium cellare ATCC 36951, 933 nucleotides long. RefSeq lists its product as uncharacterized. The transcript has a single exon. Lineage: Eukaryota; Fungi; Ascomycota; Dothideomycetes; Mycosphaerellales; Mycosphaerellaceae. Bases 1 to 933 code for a protein of 310 amino acids. The record is from RefSeq and is a predicted model, not a curated record.